Molecule: messenger RNA, 2472 nt
Organism: Gastrolobium bilobum
Lineage: Eukaryota; Viridiplantae; Streptophyta; Magnoliopsida; Fabales; Fabaceae
Product: DNA-binding protein REB1-like
Exons: 3
Coding region: 252-2267 (671 amino acids)
Source: RefSeq, a predicted model, not a curated record
CCGCUUCUUGCUCUUGAAAACAUAACAACCUUCUCCUUAAGAUUUUUGCUCUAUCCCUUGCUGAAAUCCACCCUCUUCAUUUUCGUGAGCUUUAAGGGGAUUUAAGAGGACCCAUUGCAUGCUAAGUAUCGUAAGGAUCCUUGAAGCUUAUGCUGGUGUGGAAGGUUGUUUAGAAGCAACUCUCAAUAAACACUAGGUUUAUCAAACAAGAGAUUUGUGUUGGGGGUAUUACCUGUGAUAAUACUAAUCUCAUGGGUGAGAAAGCCAAGAAGGAAAGGUCUGACAUUGACAGAAGCAAUUUGGGAAGUAGUUUUGAGCUGAAGCCAAAUGAAGGAAAGAAAAACAAGCACAAGGAUAGAAAGAAAAUGCACGUUACUGAUAAAAUACUCAAUUCAAAUGAAACCCUAGAGGAAAAUUGUACUGCUGAAGCAGCUGACAAACAAACUUGCUCUACUGAAGGUAAUAUUACAUUCAUGUUGGAUAGGGAAGAAGAGAGCCACAUCAAUAAGAGAAAGAAGAUAAAGGGGAGAAAAGAUAUUAAAGUAAUGAAUAGUGAUCUUGCUGAUGAUAAAGAAAUGCAGUACUUUGACGACAACCAGCAAAGCAAGAUGAAGAAAAGAAAAAGUUAUGAUGAUUCAACUGGAAUUGCAGAAAUGGGUUUUUCAAAAUCAAGCAAAAAAGGAAAAAUGUCAGAGGAUAAAGAGUUCAAGAAUAAUAAAGGUGAUCUUCCUUUGGAUAAAAUCAACAAAGGAAAUGCUAAUGCACAUUCUCUUGUCACCGAAGAUGAUUUGCUAGGUAAGAAGAUGGAGAAGAAGAAGAAGAAACUGGGGAACAAAAGUAAAAUGACAGUAAGAGGAUAUAAAAGCAAUGAAGCUGAUUAUUCUGUUGUCAGUGAAGAGGGGCAUGGCAAAAAGAAGAAGAUGGAGAAGAUAUCGGGUAAGAAAAACAAAAGAACUGAAGAUGAAGAGUAUAAAAUCAACAGUGAUCCACCUUUUGUCAACAGCAAAAAAGGUGAUCAACAUUUGGUCAAAAGCCAUGAAGGUGAAGAUGAUGACCAAGACAAGAAGUUGAAGGAGAAGAAAAAAAAGAAGAUACUGAGUGAAGAAAGCAAACAUGUGGAGUAUAACGAGUUUACAAGCAAUGAGGGCAAAGACGAUGACCAAGGCAAGAAAAUGAAGAAGAAACUGAAUGACAAAAGCAAAAGUAAAGGGAACAGUGAAUUUAAAACCAAUGAAGGAGAUGCUAAUGCAAGUUGCAUUGUCACUGAAGUUGAUGAUCAAUGCAAGAAGAAGAUAAAGAAAAAAACCAAGGCUGGUACUGGUGAAUCUCCUAACCCUGUACCUGGUGGAACAUCCAAACCCAAACGAGUAACUUUUUCUGAUCAAGUAGAGUUUUGUUGUGAUGACUUAGUGCGUGGGAAAAGGUUUACACCAGAAGAAGAUAAGAAGAUUAAAGAGGCUGUUUUUGACUAUAUAGAGUCUCAUGGUUUGGGAGAUGAAGGUCUAGAUAUGAUUCUCCAUUCCAGAUCUCAUCCUGAACUUAGAGGUUGUUGGAAAGAUAUUGGGUCAGUCUUACCUGAGAGGCCUUACAUUAGUGUGUAUUAUCGUGCUCAUAUUUUGUUUGAAAGGGAUGAGAAGCGUAAGUGGACGCCUGAAGAACUUGAAUUUGUUCGUAAGGUCCAAGAACAGCAUGGAUCUGAUUGGAAAUCAGUAGCUGAAGCAUUGGGUAAACAUCGAUUUCAUGUAAAGGAUGCAUGGCGUAGAAUAAAAUUAACCAAUACAAACAAAGGACGAUGGUCCCAAGAGGAGUAUCAAAAUUUAUUUGAUUUAGUAAACCUGGAUCUACGCGCGAGGGCUUUAGAAGAUCAUAGAAAAUCAAAACAUGGAAUGUUGCGAGAUAAUAUUAGUUGGGAGGCAAUUGGCAACAAAUUGACCACUAGAACCAGUCCACGUUGCUGCAAAAAAUGGUAUGAGCAAUUAACAUCAUCAAUGGUUGCUAAGGGUGAAUGGAGUGACACCGAUGACUACCGCCUAGUAAAUGCUUUAUUUACUUUGGAUGCUUGCUGCAUGGAGGAGGUAGACUGGGACUAUCUGCUUGAUCAUAGGUCUGGUGAUGUAUGUAGAAAACGAUGGAGCCAAAUGGUCCAAUAUAUUGGAGAGCAUGGGAGGAAAUCAUUUGCCGAGCAGGUGGAAAUUCUUGCAAAGAGAUUUUGUCCCGACUUAUUGGAAGCAAGAGAAGCCUUUGACAGCAAACCUGUGGUUUGUUGAGGUUAUUAUCCUGUCAGGUGGUUUUCCUGGUUUGAAUUGAUUUUGUAAGACCAGAAUGUAUUAGAUUAUGGUAAUGAUGUUUUUGUGGGAUCAUCCGGACCUUUUUUGGCAUAUCGGAAACUGGAUUUUCAUUACAGUUCGAUGGUAGUUUAUAAUAGUGUUCUCUUUUGAUAAAAUGUUAACCCCGUUCUUAUGUCCCUGUUUA